Messenger RNA from Diabrotica virgifera virgifera (western corn rootworm), 2324 nucleotides. RefSeq names its product ATPase family AAA domain-containing protein 2-like. Bases 86 to 2212 code for a protein of 708 amino acids. Lineage: Eukaryota; Metazoa; Arthropoda; Insecta; Coleoptera; Chrysomelidae. Gene Ontology annotation, molecular function: ATP binding; ATP hydrolysis activity; chromatin binding. The transcript has 14 exons. Gene Ontology annotation, cellular component: nucleus. Gene Ontology annotation, biological process: positive regulation of transcription by RNA polymerase II. The record is from RefSeq and is a predicted model, not a curated record.
CGUUUCCCAAAGUCAAAUUAAAUUGACAUUUUUGUUACUAUUCAAGUUUGCAAAAUUCUUCAUUUUAAAAUUACCGUAUAUCAUUAUGUCUACUCUGUUGAAUCAACCUAAAGAAAAUCGAAAAGUUAAAGCAUGCAAAGAUUUGAUAGAUUUUUCCAAAGUUGGAGGACUUGAUCAUCACUUGAAGACCCUAAGAGAACUCAUUAUCUUUCCCCUUUUACAUGGUCAUAUUUUUGCUCAUUUUAAAAUUAAAGCACCAAGAGGAGUGCUCUUUUAUGGACCACCAGGAACUGGUAAAACUCUCGUUGCUGGAGCUUUAGUGGCUGAAUUGAAUAAAGAGGGCAUUGGAAAAGUUUCGUUUUUCCAAAGAAAAGGAGCGGACGUGCUCGACAAAUGGGUUGGAGAAUCGGAGAAGAAUUUAAGAACUUUGUUUGAAAAGGCUGUUAAAAGCAGACCAUCAGUGAUAUUCUUCGAUGAGCUGGACGGUUUAGCACCAACUAGGAAUGAUAAAAACGACCACAUCCAUUCCAGCGUGGUAGCAACCUUACUUUCUCUAAUGGACGGAUUAGACUCAAAGCCUGGCGUGAUCGUCAUAGGAGCUACCAAUCGAAUAGAAGCCAUAGAUCCGGCUCUUCGCAGAAAAGGCAGGUUUGAUAAAGAAUUGUACUUUCCUCUACCUGGUGUUCAAGCACGAAAGGAAAUAAUUCAGGUACACACCAACAACUGGAAAUAUAAACCACCUCAAAAAUUUAUUGAGCAACUCGCAGAUGUUACACCUGGAUAUUGUGGAUCUGAUAUUCAAGCGCUUUGUUCUGAAGCCGUCAUGUACUGCUUGAAGAGGACAUAUCCGAACAUUAACUGUAAAGGGUUUAAUGUUAAAAUUGAAGCAGCGUCUUUAAGGGUUGACGAAUGCGAUUUUCUCGAAGCAAAACUAAACUUAAUUCCUUCGUCAAUGAAACAAGGAAUGAAAAUGAGAAAUUUCAGUGACGUUAUAAGGCCCUUAUUGAUUAGGCAACAUAAAAAAAUUGUGAAGUAUAUAAAUACGUUAUGGCCGCAUUUUCUGCAAGAGGAACAUAGAUUUACUUGUGGAGAAAGACGAUACGCUGGAAGAAUGUUGUUAAUUGGAAAUAAUUUACAAGGAUUAAAUACACACAUGAUACCCUCUCUGCUAAAAACCAUGGAACAUCUUCCUACUUUUGUGUACGAUUCAGGAGUGUUUAAUAAACUUAGAGGAAAUGUAGUUAGUUUGCGAGUUCAAUUCCCAGCUGUUAUUUUGCUGUCCAGAAUAGACGAAUGGUGGGACGUCAUUGACGAAUGCAACCAACAUAAUGUUGCCUCUAUUUUGGACGAUAUACAUGCUGGGUUACCAGUAUUAACCAUAGCAACAUGCCAAACGGAUAUACCUGCACCACUGCACAACUUCUUUUACAACAACAGUACAAUUGUAGUAAAGAUAGAAAAUCCAAAUCAACAAGAACGAGAAGACUUUUUUGCACCUCUCUUCUUCGACGGCGAAGGCUUGAGCGUUAAUUCAGUUUGGAACCGUUUAAGAACACCUGAGAAACAAGUUAUCAAGUGUGAAGAUAAUCCUCCACCUACUCAAAAUGCUAAGAAAAGGAAACGAAAAUCUAGAAUUGAUCAAGAAGUUGAACGUCUAGGACUGAUAAGCAGUACCCACAGUUUGGAUUUCUCGUGCAGUACCACUAAAAAUAAAAAAAGAAAAAGAGAUACUUCAAAUCACUCCGAAAAAUCUCAAGAUUUGGAAACGGAAAAUAAAUCAUCCAAAUCCAGCAGUAAUAUCAGUCUGUAUGAUUUACAUAAAGAGUUAAAAAAGGAGAUAGACGACGACGAACCCAUCUAUAUUUCAACGUCAGAAAAAUUAUUUGACCCUAGACAGUGUUUUACAACAAUCUUGUCAGAUCUUAUAAACAAAAAAGGAAAUUUCAAGGAGGCCAGCGAUUGUACAUCUUCCGAUAAAGGCAGUACGAGUAAAGCUAAUAAUGAAAUUUAUGAGGAAAAAAUUUAUAAUUUAUGGAGACAAGUGUCAACGGUAACAUCAAAAAAUAUGGCGGUGGCCCAACUGGAACUUCUCUAUGAUGUUAUUUCGACAUGUAUUGGAAUUUAUCAAAACUCAAUAGAUUCUUUACUUCAGAAUUUGGAAAAUGUUUUGAAACAAACUGAAACGUCCUACGAAGUUCAGGUGGAUUAUUAGAAAUCGAAGAGUUUGUGAAUCGUAUUGUCAAAAAACGAAUUUCGUGGAAUGUUUUUUUUUGUAUAAUUUUGGAAAUUUUUUGAUCGACUGAUUAAUAAAUAUUUUGCGUAAA